Messenger RNA from Heterobilharzia americana, 1309 nucleotides. The record is from the annotation of a GenBank genome assembly. Lineage: Eukaryota; Metazoa; Platyhelminthes; Trematoda; Strigeidida; Schistosomatidae.
AAUCCAUUGCGGCAUAGCAACAAGAAGCGCCACCGCGUUAUUGAAUGCUAAGGAGUAUUGUGCAAGUUUGGCAUUUCUCACAACAAAAUGGUAGAAGAAUGACAGAAAAUGAAGAAAGCAUGUCUGAUUGCGAAAGCCUCCUCAAAGCUCAGGAUGUGAUAAGCACUGGAGAUGUUUUAAAGCUAAAAAGAGCUACUUCUGACUAUUUAUGUACCCUAGACCGCAAUAUUUACGACAUACAGUUUCUUAGCUUUUCUUUGAGAGAUAUGGAAAGCAACGCCGUUAUCUUUGAAGUUCGAAAACCACCAUCAGAAUAUUUUCAAAAUGAUUGUGAACAAAAAAGAUGUGUACGUUACAAGUUUAGUCCAGACUUUCUCUAUCUUAGGACUGUCGGCGCGACAGUUGAAUUUUCUAUUGGUGACAAAUAUAUUUCGGAAUUCCGCAUGAUUGAGCGUCAUUAUUUCAAAGACAAACUACUAAAAAGCUUUGAUUUUAAUUUUGGCUUUGUCAUCCCUAAUUCUGUCAACACUGUGGAACAUAUUUAUGAGUUUCCGAAACUUACUGAUGGUGAUGUUAGAGAUAUGAUUCAAAAUCCUUUCGAAACACGUUCAGAUAGCUUUUACUUUGUUGAUGGAGCACUUGUCAUGCAUAACAAGGCUGAAUAUGCCUACAACGGAUAAAAUGAGCAGUCGAGUAAUUAUUUACAACAUAUCGGACAACUAUCCCCUUUUCCUGUGUUUUGUAGUCUUUCGCCUGAAGUAACAGAUAGCAAUAUUCUAAUAAUGUGCAAUUUAUUGACGUUUGUGAAAAUUGGAAUUUUCCUUGUGAACUCUUUGAUUCAUGGGCUUAGAUUUCAUAAUUGUUUUUAGGUUUGGUGACAAGGCUUAUCGUAAUCGUUUGCCUACGGAUGCCUUUGUUUAUUUAGUAUUUUUGGGGGUGCAUUUAUCGUAUUUACUGAAACUCCUUGCAACCAGUUGUUAAACCGAUAUACGUUCACAAUUGUUUUCCUGCCUUUGAAGUUUUCUUGUCUUUGGCGGUUUCCAAAUUUAAAGGAUGUAUACUGUCAAAUGUUACUCGUAAAUCUCAAGACGACAUAAUUAAAUUACUGCUUUUCUAAUACAUGAUAAAGAGGGUAUUUUCAACUUUGAAAUAUCUAGGACUAUCAGCGAAGUUACUUACUGAAUGCUUUUCAGUACAUCUGAGCCAACUUUGAAAAAGAGUGCUGUUUAUACUUAGUUCUUCAGUUUAGAUUGUACCAUUUUUUAUUUCGAUAGUAAAUAUAUCUGUUGGCAGCUAUGCUUAUCACUGA